Messenger RNA from Dentiscutata erythropus, 4674 nucleotides. NCBI's taxonomy places the organism in Eukaryota, Fungi, Glomeromycota, Glomeromycetes, Diversisporales, Gigasporaceae. The record is from the annotation of a GenBank genome assembly.
AUGACUCAAGAGCUUAGUGUUUCUGAAUUUUUCGAACUUACGUUCGGGCCAGCUCCAAUAGAAUUAGAUCUUACUAGUUUUGUCACCGAAGAAUUGACCAAUGAAUUAUUUUUCUCAAUCAUUAAGCCUUCGUUGGGAAUGUCAAAUCCAAGUGGGAUUUUUCGCAAUUUGUUUCCAUACAUUUUUGAUACUAUCAGUAGAACCGUUUCGCUUACUAGACUAGUCAAUUGCAUUCAAGAGUUUACUGAAAAAUACGGAGGUGAUGACCCGAGUAACGUUCUUCAACGUUUGGUAGAUUGCACAGGCAGAGACUUCCUCAUUGCGUUUCUUGACAAGAUCCCAGAAAAAUCUCUCCGUAAAAUUCUUCCCAUGAUUGUUGCUUCUAAUAUACCUAUUCCUAUAUUCCUUCCAAAUGAUACUAUUCAUUCUGAUAAAGGCCUUAGAAUCCUUAACGGAUUAUAUAAUGUUAUGACUGCUCGCAAAUAUCAUCUCUUUCUUUCUGUGAAUUCACCAAAUCAUGACCUAGGAGUGCCAUUCUCAAAACAGCUUUACAAAAACUUCUCCAAUCAUCGUGAAGAUUUUUCAAGCAUUUGUAAUCCUGGUUCAAUUGAUAUCUCUUUUCACGAUGCAUCCGAGAAUCAUUCCCGUCCACCAUUGGCAAUCGCAGAAGUUUAUUUUGAUGAGACCAAUUCAUCUACGUUCUGUGAUGUUAUGAAAAGUCUCUCUCAAUAUGCUUUUUACACCGUGAUCCAUGUUUCUCAUAAUGACUUUUAUGAUAGUGAACCAGGUGAAAAACUGAUAACAAUUAUCAAUAAUAUCGACGUGGAAAGCUACAGUAACCAUCGACGUAGAAUUUUGAUCAUGUUUUGGGAACCGAACAAGGCUGACAUUAAAUUUAGUCAUCGUAAAAAAAGAAUGGAUGAUAUCCUAUCCAAUAAAUUUAUUAAUGAUGAUAUUUCUUAUGAUUAUGUCAUUAAUAACAAGAGAAAUCCAACGUUUGAGAAAAUCAAAAAGGACUCAUCCCAGAAACUUAGAGAUACUCCAGAACUUUAUUUGCAACCAACUUUCUUCAAAUCCUUUGAUCAUGCUUAUAACGAUAUGAAUAAAAAUCAAUUUGCAAUAUUAAUUGCACAAUCAGAAUUUAAUUUUCGAGCAGACAUAUUCCAGGCCUCCCAUUGUUCAAACAUGAUUGAAAUGCUUAAGGAUAAAACUCGUCUAAAAACUUUUGAGGAUCAUAAAGAUUAUAGAACGGAGAACGAAAUUAAUUCUGAAAUUGUAAAGUUUCAAGAUCAGCAAAAGAACAUUGUUGAUCAAAUUCCUGCUCUUUCACAUUUUGCACAAAUAAUCAGAAAAAAUAGUAUUUGUGAGAUGCGUGAAUUUGCUCAGCAGGUAGACACAUACUUUAAAACACAUCUCUAUGAUUUGGCUCAAAAAGAUCAUGUUGGUACUCAUAGAGAAGAGAUUAAGCAGAAAAUAGAAGACAGAGAUAUAACGAUUCAUGAUUUUUGGAGAGAGUUUAUUAUUAUGUCUAAAAUAAAACAAUGGGAUGAUCAUUUAACGAUCUUAGAGGCGAUAUAUGGUCUCAAAGUUAAAGAACUUGAAAACGGAUACAGAACCUGGAUUUGUGAGAGUGAAUCGAUUCAGAUUUUGGAAGGCAUAUCUCUUAGAACACUGGAUGUUGAUUUUCUUUCAGCAGUUUUAAGUAACAUUAUGUCUGAUAAUAAACGACAGUUGAUUGUUCUUUCAGUUAUUGGACUUGAAAGUUCUGGAAAAUCUACAUUAUUGAAUUAUUUGUUUCAAUGUGGAUUUUCUACAUCUGCUGGAAGAUGGCAUACCAUUUAUAGUGGAAAAGAAUUAGAUGUUCUUAUCAUAGAUUCUGAGGGAAUGGGUUCUACUGCCCAGAAAUACAUCUCAAGACGCACAGAUUUUGAUAAAAAAAUGACUCUUUUGGCCUUAAUGUGCUCACAAAUCUUAAUUGUUAAUACUAAAGGUCUCACACGUGAUAUUUCUGAUAUUCUUGAGGUAUCUUCUUAUCAUCUGGAUGCUCUCAGCCAACGGGAUUCUAAGCCAAGAAUAAAUUUUGUAUUACGUGACAUGAAAGAUGCCAGAAGUGCUCAGGGUCCAGCAUUUCGUGAUAUAAGGGAAAAUUUACGAAAGAUGUUUCAAGAAAUUCCAGGAUGUGCAUUUGAUAUGGAAGACUUUAUGAUUGUUGAAGAAAAGGAUGUUCACCUGCUUGAAAAUGCCUUUUCUUGCUCAUUUGAUGAUUUUAAUCCACAAUCUAUGAUUACUAAUAAUGAUAACUUUCAUUUUCCUGCGGAAACUUUUCCAUUAAAAAUAUCUAACCUCCGAGAAGAAUUACUUACAUCAGCAUUGAUUCCAAGUGAAAAUCAUGAGUCACAAAUUUUUAAAAAUGUGCAUGGUUUUAUUGCGCAUAUGCAGUCUAUUUGGAAAGAAAUUGAUGCGCGUGGGAAUUUUCUUCAUUUUAAAAAUUCUAAAGAUAUACAACAAUGGAAUGCAAUGAAAAAGAUUGUCAGUAGCUAUGAAGAGACUUUAUUAGAAUCCUACAAAGUAGCUGGGUUAAAAUUAAUAGAUGAACGAACUGAAUUGAAUCAAUGGACCAAAAAUGAUGAUAUAAUGUUUGAAAAGUGUCUUGAUCAAGAAACCAACAAAUAUCUCUCUCAAGCACUUGCUGAUUUUCGGCUAAAAGUCUCCAAUCAAUAUAAUCCUAAAAUAAUUGAUGAAGGUAUUACUCAUAUCAAUUCAGCAUUCUUUUUGGAAAAACGAAAUCUUGAGGCAAGAUAUACAAAAAGGCAGCGACAAUCCAAAGAAUCCCAGUUAAUUAAAUUGGCUAAAGACAAAAUCGGUGAGGCUGUUGGAAAAAUCCUUGAGGAAAAUAAGGAUAAAACUCCUGAGGAUUUUGAAAAAAUCUUUUCUAAGUCUAAACGUGAUGAAUUGUUUGAUAUUGAAUGGAAAAAGAUAGAAGAAGACCAUCAAGCUUUUAUGCUUACUAUGAUAAUGGAAACAAAAAAACUUGAAGAGCAUGUGGUCCAAUUUUUUAAUCAGGCCAUAGAAGAUGGAACCAGCAAAAUAAGUGAUGAGAAUAAACCAAGAGAAAAGUUCAAUCGAAGGUUUUGGAACACACUUGUAAAGCCAGCAACUUUGGUUAAAUCCGAUCCUUUAGAUGAUCAACAAUUUUUAGAAUGUAUUAAGAUAAAAGGUCAAGCUCUGCUCGGAAAAGCAAAGGAUGUAUUAGAAUACACUACUGGAUAUCAAACUUCUGAAAAAAACAAGCUAAAGAAUAUUGUAGGAAAUGUUAUUAAAACUGAAAUAAAAAAAACCAGCAAACAAAUAUGUAAUGAACUUAAAGAUAAUAAUGUCUUAGCAAUCGAAUUCAGUCAAGCAUUAGAGUGGCUUAAACGAUUAUGUGAUAAUAUUUUUAUUGUCAUAGUAAAUAAUUAUAAUAAACCUCAAGAUAAUUUUACCAUCGAAAUCGAUAAUUUUUGCUAUGCUGAGCAAUAUUUGCGCCUUCAAGUUUUCAUAAUAUUGGAAGAAAAUACUACAAGAUGGAAGCAAAAACAACAAAAAAAUCUUAAAAAGCUUAAUGAUGAAAUGCUAACCCUUUUUCAUAAUGUACUAAGCAAUUCCACUUAUGAGAAUAUUUCUUAUCAAUUUUAUAAGUAUAUUUCUCAAGUUGUAGAAGAAAAGCUAGAUGCUCAAGGAGAUAUUAUAUCUGAAAUUCUUGAGCGCUAUGUAGAAACCAAAUGGAUAUUUGAUAAGAACCCUACUCGUGUUGCUUAUGAGAAAAGCUUUGGUUCUUAUGAUGUUUCCAAAUGUCGCCAAUAUGUGGAUAGCCCAACCUCAUUUAUGAGAUUAUUAUUUGAGGAUGAUUUAGAAGCUUUUAAGGAUAUAAAAAUAGAUAUGCUAGUUGAGAAUGUUGAAAAAGCUAUAUUUACUUCUUGGGAAGAGCUUGAAAAGUCUAUAGCUAGUUGGGAGCAACAUUUUUUGUCAAGUCAAAAUAUUACUUUAAAGCAAAUUUUACAAAGAGCAAAUGGAAUGGCUGUGGAAGAGUUGGUGGAAAAUGCAUCCCGUCUUCUUGGAAAGUGUGUUAUCAAGUCUCCUGUAGAAUUUUUUGUAGUUUUAAAAGAUGAACAUAAUAAAAGCUUAGACACAUUUGUAAAGCAUUGGAAAGAAAAUGGCAUUUCUAAUUGUAAAGAGUUACUGAGAAGGCAAAUCAGUAGCAAUAAAGACUAUUAUUGGUAUAAGGCUGAAGGGUGUACUCAUAGGUGCCCAUUAUGUGGAUCCAAAUGUGAAUUAGCAAAACAUGAUCCUGGAACACAUCAUGUAGCGUCAUUUCAUUUAAUGGUUUGCUUCAAUGGUUGGAGAAAUUCAGAUACACAUAUAGCAACAUUGAAAAUAUGUAGUGAACCAGCAGCUCAUGACUCUUAUUGGAUAACUUGUAAAGAAAAAGAAAAAGAACCUCUAAUACUUGAGAAAUUUAUGAAGAAACAUUAUCCAGAUUGGUGGCCAUUAGACCAAAUAGAUCCUGCUAAUGAUCAAUUAAUGCAAGUCCGAGCUAUGUGGAUGCACAUGAAAGAUGAAUUAUGUAAAAAGUGGGAUAUGAAGGAUGUCACUCCUGAAAAUUGGUUUGAUGCUUAUUAUCAUUUAUUUAAAUAA